This is a messenger RNA of Clonostachys byssicola, 2187 nucleotides long. Lineage: Eukaryota; Fungi; Ascomycota; Sordariomycetes; Hypocreales; Bionectriaceae. The record is from the annotation of a GenBank genome assembly.
AUGGCUAUUGGUGGGGCGAACUCGAUGAGCCCAACAAGCCCCGUCAGUUCGCGUCAUGGCGGUGCGACAAAGCGCAAGCGAAGCGCUGGGUUCGGGGGGCUCGAGAGCAGUCCGGGCAGUUUGAUCGACCACGACGAAGAUCAUGCAGACAAUGAGAAAAAGAGACAACCUGGUGUCAAAAGAGCUUGUAACGAGUGUCGCCAACAGAAGCUUCGCUGUGACGUGGUCCAGGACCCUUUCCAAAGUUGCUCGCGGUGUCGACGUCUCAAGCUAGAAUGCAAGAUCGAGUCCAACUUUAAACGUGUCGGAAAGCGUAGCAAGCACGCCGAGAUGGAAAAGGAGAUUGAGCGCCUGCGACGAAACGUUUCAAACGCACAGGCCCAGGGGUUCAUCGCGGACGAGGACGACGACCAAAUCAAUUCUCCAAUCACGCAUACUACGCAGUACACACACGUUCGCAACCCGUCUCUAAUGGGGUCGGACGAAGCCGUUUCGUCGUUACUCCAUCUUAAGAGGGGUGGCUCGUACAAUGUACCACACUAUUCCCACGAACUCGGAGCGGUGCGCCUGACGGACGAGGAUGUAACCCAACUUUUUGGAGAAUACUUUGACGUAUAUCAUCCUUUCCUCCCCUUCCUCAACCCGCAACAGACACCGGCGCAAUAUCACCAGCAGCACCCCCUUUUAUUUUGGACGAUUGUCGCCGUCGCAGCGAGGCGUUUCUCUCCACCGAAUGCUCCUAAUUUGUUAAGCAACAUCUCUAUAGCUCUGACGAGUUUCCUUUGGACAACCAUAGGCGAGGUGCCUAGCAGCUAUUAUGUUGUCAAGGCCAUGUGCUUGCUUUGCGCUUGGCCUCUACCUACAAGCACUACGGCAUCAGAUCCAACUCAUAUUCUUUGCGGAGUCAUGAUGAAGACGGCUACGGGUAUUGGUCUGCACCGGCCAAACCACAUCCAGGAUUUCUCGCGCAUCUCAGUUGAGCUUAACCAGGAUCAACUUCGAGAUCGUGUGACCACCUGGGCUGUGUGCAACAUUGUGGCGCAAAACGUCGGCACUGGAUAUGGCCAGCCGUCGUCUACCUUGUAUGACUGGACACUGGCGAUGAGGCCUGGAGACGAUAACGCACUUCAGCUGAGUCCCGAGUUGGAGGCUCGACUCCAAAUUGAGAGAUUUUGUGACAAAGUCUCCAAGGAAAUGUACAGCAACGCAAGCGACCCUAGAGGUGUUGCCGGUGACGAGCACCGGGCUAUGCUCAUGAGAGUAUACCGACGUGACUAUGCUGAGUUGCAUGCCAACAUCAUGUCUCAGCGGUUGGGUCCGAUCGUUAACCUCCACCUCCGCGCAGCUUGCUUGCACAUGAGGCUUGCUGGAUUCUUCGAUUCCAGCACUACGCCUGGCUACAUGGACGAUUUGAUGGGGCUUUGGAGAUCUGCAACCAACUUCCUAGACGACGUCCUGGAACAAGGCCAGGCCAAAUCUCCAGGAGCCAAGAGCAGCCUCCCGAUGUUAUCAUACUGUACCAAUUACAUUCAACAAAUGCUGGUGGCGGCAGGCUUCACUAUCCUGAAGCUGAUGAGAUCGUUCUUCUCCAAGACGAUUGAGUUUGCGAGAGCCCGCUCCUUGUUCCAGCAAACCGUCCACGCAAUACGGACGACCAGUGUUGUGCACAACGACCUGCAGUGGCGUUUGGCUGAGUUGAUGUUGCAGAUGUGGAACGGCGCCCGUAUGGACAGCAAUAACCACGCCCUUGAUCCCCAUGAUGAUUCGCCAGUACAAGUUGAUGAUAGCUUACAACUCAAGGUUCGGUGUCGUCACAGCAUGAGUCUUGUAUUUGAUUCCGUUUGGCGUUGGAGAGAGGAGUAUCAGUCCCAAGGAAGAGGGACUCUAGAGAGCAUCAAACAUACACCUCAGCCGGAACCAGCAAACGAUUCUUCAGCCUCGUCGACCCAUCUCGACAGCACCUUGAUGCCAUCGCACAGUCUCGGGGCCUCCAGCAUGCUCUCAACUAAUGGUGCCCUAACUCCCGGCGCAACUGGCCUCUCCGCCCCUUCCUCCGCUCCUAACAGUCUCAUAGGGGCGAUGAACUACGGCGAUUCCAUUGACUUUUUCGACCCGCAAAACUGGAUGCUCGACGGUUUGCUCGAUUUUAAUUAUUCGUUCGUCACGCCGCUCGAGGGUGGUGUCUAG